UUCAUCAUCAUCAUCAUCUUUAUCAUCAACUUCAACUGUAACUCCAUUUAAAGCCCCAGUGAAUAAAACGGAAAAUGAUUUAAAGUAUGUUUCCUGGCAUUAACAUCCUAACACUAACACGCUUUUAAAUAUCCUUGAAGACUAAUCAAUAAUUGUAACAAAAAGGUAUUGAAGAAAAUGAUGUGUUAACAAAUGGUUAUUAGCAGUUUAGAUUGAGUGGCUGGAGUAUUAGUAUAGUUGUUUUAAACUGGUUACGGUAAAAGUUCUAUAUGGACAUUGUGAAUGUAAAUAUAACGUGAGUAAACAGUGUCUCUGGUGGCCGCCUUCGUACAUGACAGAGCACAUUAGUAUUGAAGGUGAAUCUGGUCUGGUCUGGCCAUAUACGCGGGCAUCGUCAUCCUCGUCAUCAUCGCCAUUAUAUCUGCACUCAGUAUUAAUGAGGAUACUGGAGGCUGGAGGCUGGUGCAGAUGUGAGGCCAAAAGAGAACGGAAGGAAAGAAGAAGGGAAAUAAAUAAAUAAGUUUGUAGAGGUUUAUUACUGCUGCUGGUGCUGGUGCACAAAGACAGCGCGUAUGGGAUGAGUGCACAACAUCAAGGCGUAUCUGGUCGUAACUCGGUCGACAAAUCACCCAAAAAGGAAGCUUGCUCACGUAGGCGAUACUUGUUCGACACUAUGACUUUUAGUAUUUUUAAAUUGAAUGAUAUUAUUUAAACUGUGCGCUGUAUGGUUGUUGUUGUUGUCGUUGAAGGCAAUCGUCUUGUUUAAUUCUGGGGCUUCUUUUCCACUCGAUUGUAUUUUUAUUAUCAUUUAACUUCUGCCGACGAAAGUUAUUUUUUGUCCGCUCAGUCUUAAUAACUCUAUCGGUUUAAAAACAACCGGACGAUUGAUGAUAAUCAAUUGCUAAUUUAAUUCAACUAACAGUUAAUUAACCAGUGUGUCGCUUUAAUAUUCACCAAGUGUUUUUUAUUUUGUAAUAUGUAAUCAAUUUUUUAUAGCUUUUCGUAAUAACGUGACUGUAACGUAAGAUUAUUAUAAUAAGAUAGAGAUCUUAUGUAAAUUAGCUUGAGAAUUUAUGUAAAUUGAUAAGUUUUUUUUAAAUUUUAAUAUUGAGGUGGAAAGUUUUGUAGAAUAGUGUGUGAUUUAUUAAAUAACUGAUAAAUGGCAACAGAUGACACGGUGGAGCUGCUGCCCUGCACGAUAUGCGGGAGGACUUUCAAGCCACAGUCGCUGGAGAAGCACGCGAAAAUUUGCGAGAGAGCGGCGGUUAAAAAACGUAAACCUUUUGACUCAUUUAAGCAGCGGCUUCAAGGUACUGAGCUGGAGGAAUUUUUACCGAAAGUUAUAACCAAGGGGAGGGAUGUACGACCGGAGGAAAAAUUUAGGAGUAGAAAUACGUGGAAGCAGACGCAUGAUGAAUUUUUGAGAACUAUUCGCGCUGCUCGGGGUGAAACUGUCGUGACAACUAGUUCGCAAUACCGACAAGUAACGACAAUAACUCCAGGAGCUCCGACUCGCUCUAACGAAAAAGGAUUAUGUCCGACGUGUAGUCGUCAGUUUGGAAUCAAGGCUUACGAUCGUCAUGUCGCUUGGUGCAAAGAAAGAAUUCUUAGAGUGCCAACAACUCAAGCUACAAAUGUUGCGAAAGAACGUCUCGAUGCGAGGAUGAAGUACCGGGCGCCGUUGCUCAAGAACCGACGGAUGACAAACCGGGAAAAGUAUGCGCCGAGAAUUAAAAAUAAUGUUACUGUCAAUAAUAAUAAUAAUAACAACAACAAUAACAACAACAACAAUAACAACAACAAUAACAUCAAUGCCAUUAAUUUGGGAUUGAAAAUUAAGGACACGCCUAGCGGACCAAAGAGCGCGGAUCCUGUGAACAUCAAACAACCGGCAGUAACUGAAAGAAGAAGCGGGCAAGGAAAAAUUGAUGGUGUCAUUGCACCUGGACCCGUUAAAUCGCGGCCGGCUGACCGAUCAAUAAAGAGCUGUGGUCAAGAUUUUCAUCCAGCGUGGACUAAUUACGUACGCAGACAUCCGGAUUUUAAUCUUGUGCUUACAAGUAGAACAGGAAUAUGCCCAGACUACGAUCCAUAUUUAUUAGCAGAACAGCAACUUAAUGACCUUCUGUCAGACACUUGCAGCGAUAAAUCAUUCACCGACUCGCCGUCCAAUCCUUACAAUAUUAAACUCACAUCAUCACCAUCCGCUUCAUCAUCAUCGCCACUUUAUCCAUUAACUCACUCAUCGGCGUUUGUUAAAUAUCCUAACUCUCUUAAUUUAGACAACUCCGCAACUCCUGAGAAACGAGGAUCAGCAUUGGCACCGCCCUCGGAGUUUGAUGACUUGUCGAUCGGUUUCUCGUCAUCAGACUCCGCGGAAACGAAUUCAUUGUCGCGGGAAUUGUUCGCUGAACUCGAGUCGGCCUGUCGCCGAGAGGAUCAGGUUAAUAAGAAUAAAAACCAUAGUGCGGUUCUGGGUCGACGAGUUAUCAUCGACAAGGCGAGAGCUCUAGGUACCACUGAUGAGUCUCUUGAUGGUAAUUCUAACAAACGAGUUAAUUUGAGCGAAAAAUCGCGGAAAGUUGUUGAGAAAACGACCGUGAAACCUAUAAAGCCGAUGGUAACUCGGUCUAAUUCAGUACGCGCGGCUUCGGCACCGAAAAUUCCAGAGCGAAAAGAGACCGCGAAGGCCAACUCGAGGUCGAGUCCGGGCACGAGGUUUAAUAAUCACAGUAGGAAUAAUAAUUGCAGCAAUCUCAGUGGAAGUAACUUGAGUUUAAGUUCAAUAGUGUCCUCUGAGAUUGAUGUGAAGAGAUCGAACUCGAUGUUUGAUGACCUUGUAAGCUCCUUUGACGAUGACUCAGGUUCGUAUCCUUCCUUGAGAUCCUUUUUAAAGAAUGAUCCUUUGUCCAUGUCCAGUCCUGUCCAGGCGAGUCGUGACCGCACCCGCAAUGGCCAGAUCAGCGACGAAGAUUUAUCAUCACCCGAUUGUUUCAAGAAACAGGAGUGCAAUAAAUUGAGCGCUGACUCUGCUUACAGCAGUUUGAAUCGAAAAUAUUCAAAUGGACGCAAUGAGACAACGGGAAGACUGGAUGAAGAUACAACUUUAGCACGCCGUCGUGAAAAUGGGGGUGAAAUAAUGUCCAAUUUAAAAUCUAAAAUGUCAAAAUUUUGUCAUGAGUGUGGUACUAAAUUUCCUGAAACUGCCAAAUUCUGCUGCGAAUGUGGAAUCCAGAGACUUGCUCUGUGACAAUGAUUUUAUUUAUAGUAAAAAUAUUGUCAACUAAAUUACAAAUCGAAAUUUGUUUUUAUAACGAUAACGCACAUUUUAAUUAUUAUUUUUUUUAUUUGUUGUUAUACAUAUAUACAUUUAUCUUCCGUUGUUAUUAUAUAUUAUUUACCAUUCUGAAUACUUAUCAAUUUAUUAUU
Messenger RNA from Microplitis demolitor, 3429 nucleotides. Its product is annotated as myb-like protein A. The transcript has 7 exons. Bases 1160 to 3250 code for a protein of 696 amino acids. Lineage: Eukaryota; Metazoa; Arthropoda; Insecta; Hymenoptera; Braconidae. The record is from RefSeq and is a predicted model, not a curated record.